Molecule: messenger RNA, 1307 nt
Organism: Nicotiana attenuata
Lineage: Eukaryota; Viridiplantae; Streptophyta; Magnoliopsida; Solanales; Solanaceae
Product: myosin-6-like
Exons: 7
Coding region: 600-1046 (148 amino acids)
Biological process (GO): actin filament organization; vesicle transport along actin filament
Cellular component (GO): cytoplasm; myosin complex; actin cytoskeleton
Molecular function (GO): microfilament motor activity; ATP binding; actin filament binding
Source: RefSeq, a predicted model, not a curated record
CCAAAUAUAAACCCUUUUCACUUUUCCUUUACUUCCAUCAAGUUUUCCCCCAAUUACUCUAAUCCAUCAUCCCCAUUUUCCCUUUUUCAUUUCACUCUAGCUCCAGUCACAUUUUUCCCAAAUCUGAACCCUUUUCACUUUUCCCUCAUCUCCAAUUACGUUUUCGAUUUUCCCCAAAUCACACUAAUUCCUCAGACCCAUUUUCCCCUUUUAAUUUCACACAUUGAAAUCCCUUAAAUCCAGUCGUCCAGUGAGAGAUCUUCAGAAGAUCUGUGUCCGUUUUGCUAACAUUCAGGCUAUCUGCUCAGCGUCGUCUUGUUCAACCCACGAACUCGGCAGUCGGUGAUUUCUAUAGCAAAAAAUCUUCGACGCAGAAGGCACUCCGUCAGAAACUGAUUUUAGCUGCUGCUUCCGUUAGUUUACCGGUUGGUUCUCUUGUUUGGGUAGAGGAUCCUGAUGAAGCCUGGAUAGAUGGGGAAGUUUUGGAGGUUAAUGGUUCAGACAUAAAGGUUCUCUGCACUUCUGGUAAAACGGUUGUUGUUAAGUCUUCCAAUGUCUACGCCAAAGAUGCUGAAGCUCCACCUUCUGGUGUCGAUGACAUGACGAAGCUGGCUUAUUUGCACGAACCAGGAGUCUUGCAUAAUUUAAAGGCUAGAUAUGAUAUUAAUGAAAUAUAUACAUAUACAGGGAAUAUAUUAAUCGUUGUCAAUCCUUUUAGAAGGCUACCUCACUUAUCUGAUACACAUAUGAUGGACCAAUAUAAAGUUGCAGCUUUUGGGGAGCUAAGUCCUCACCCUUAUGCUGUUGCAGAUGCGGCAUACAGACUUAUGAUCAAUGAAGGAGUAAGUCAGUCAAUAUUGGUUAGUGGGGAGAGUGGCACUGGUAAAACAGAAAGCACCAAGCAACUCAUGCGCUAUCUUGCUUACAUGGGCGGGAGAGCUGCGGCUGAAGGUAGUAGAUCAGUCGUGCAGCAAGUCCUGGAGUCUAAUCCUGUUCUGGAAGCAUUUGCUUAUGUCUAUUUACUAGCAGCUGGUAGGUCUAACUGAACUCUAUUAUGCCAGUAGCCAUGGUGGAGUAGAUCAAGAAAUAGAAGAUGAAGGCAAUGAAGAUCCAGACCUUACUUAAGAUGAAUUUUGAAUUGCUAUAGAUGAAUGUUCUAGGAAUCUUUUGUUGUCAACAUUUUGAAACUUACUAUCUUGAAAUGUAUUAAACUUAUGCACUUGGGGUAGAACAUUUACUUUUAUGGAUAUUAUUAGCUUGUUGGACGAGUUAUAUUAUUAAUAGUUUCAUUUUGUGAUUUAUUUAAA